CCACAAGGAAUGAACAGGCCUUAGGCUGUGAUUGGGCUACUGUACUUGAAGGAUCAUUCUUGGUAGCUGCGGGGAACAGGCUUGUAGUGUUGGAGUAAAAGCCAGAAACAAAACAAAAAAAAACCCUGCCAGCAAAACAAAAACAAUAGCAGAAGCAUGAGUGUGGAAGCCAAGUACCGGGCCGCAUCCCUGUAUGUGGGUGACCUCCACGAAGAUGUCACUGAAGAUGUGUUGUUCAGGAAGUUCAACACAGUGGGACCCGUGUUGUCCAUCCGCAUCUGCAGGGACCUGGUUUCCCGUCGUUCCCUAGGCUAUGCCUAUGUCAAUUUUCUCCAGCUGGAUGAUGCCCAGAAAGCCCUAGACACCAUGAACUUUGAUUUGAUCCAAGGCAAAUCCAUACGUCUCAUGUGGUCUCAACGGGAUGCAUACCUGAGGAAAUCAGGAAUCGGGAAUGUGUUUAUUAAGAAUCUGGACAAAUCCAUUGAUAACAAAACCUUAUAUGAACACUUCUCACCGUUUGGGAAGAUCCUGUCCUCCAAGGUGAUGAGCGACGAAGAAGGCUCCAGGGGCUAUGGCUUCGUGCACUACCAGGACCAGAGCGCAGCAGACAAAGCCAUUGAGGAGAUGAAUGGGAAGCUGCUGAGGGACUGCUCAGUGUUUGUGGCCAGAUUCAAAAGCCGGAAGGAUCGGGAGGCUGAACUCCGAAGCAAAACCAGCGAAUUCACUAAUGUGUACAUCAAAAACUUUGGCGAGGAUAUGGACGAUGAUCGGCUUAAGGAACUGUUCGGCAAAUACGGCCCAACUUUGAGCGUCAAGGUGAUGAAAGAUGCCGACGGGAAGUCCAAAGGCUUCGGCUUUGUGAGUUUUUAUAGUCACGAAGCUGCCAAAACUGCAGUUGAAGAAAUGAAUGGACAGGAUAUAAACGGGCAGACGAUUUUUGUAGGCAGAGCUCAGAGGAAGGUAGAACGCCAGGCUGAGUUAAAGGAAAAGUUUGAAGAGAUGAAAAAGGAAAGAAUCCGUGCACGCCAAGCGGCGAAGCUCUACAUUAAGAACCUGGAUGACAGCAUCGAUGACGAAACACUGCGCAAGGAAUUUUCUUCCUUUGGGUCCAUUUGCCGAGUUAAGGUGAUGCAGGAAGCAGGGCAGAGCAAAGGGUUUGGCUUGAUCUGCUUCUUCUCUCCAGAGGCAGCUGCUAAAGCAAUGGCUGAGAUGAAUGGCCGCGUCCUGGGCUCCAAACCCCUCAACAUUGCCCUGGGUCAGAAGCACUGAACCACAACAAAAAGUCCUACCUCUCCAAUUUGAGUAGCAGCUAGGAGAACAGUACUGCUCUCCACUUGUAGGGUGCUAGAAGGGUAAGCUUCAAAACUAAACGAGGUGGCUGCUUAAUCCAUUGCACUUGUGCAAGGAAUUGUAUACAAGCAUUUCUUGUGUGUGUAUGAAAAUGCAAAUGCGUGUUAGAGGCUUGGUUUGUUUUACAGGUUGCAUCCUCAAAUUAAAAAAAAAUAUGUUUCCUUAUUUUCUAAUAUUCACAACCGUUUAAUUGGUUACAUUUUACUGUUUUGAACCAAAUACUUGUAUUUCUUUUGAUAAUGUUGCAAGCUUUAAUUUCUCCUAUGAAAAAGUGCCCCAAACAAAUUUAAUGAUAUUUUAUUUUUUACCAAGAGGGAUUUUAACGUUUUUCAUGGAAGCAUUUUUCUUUUUCUUUUUUGAACAACUCAAAAAUUUAGAAAUUGCUAAUCAGAAAUCAGUGAAAUACUAAAUUGCACUUUUGACUUAAUGUUUAUAAUAGUGUUAAUAUACACACGUACAUACAUACAAACACAUAUAUUGGUGUGUUUCGUUUUCAAAUAGUCUACAUUAAGGUGGUGGUAGUGAAAAUUUUUAUUUUGGGCUACAUUUUAUGUGUCUUUACUGAAAUCUGAGUGUCUUUAUUUUCCUGUCUAAUUGUUCUUAUAUAGUAAAGCUUUACUUUUCAUAUUUCCUCAUUUUAUGUUUCCUCAUAUAUAUAAAACCUAUAUCUAUGCAGCUGAUGGACACCAGCACUUCUUAAAUCCCAUCACACCCAUGCAAUUCAUUGUGAUGGGUUUUCAUUAGAGGCUUAUGUUAUAGAAGUCAUGUCUAUGCAAUCCAGCAACAAACCCCAAAGAAAAGUCAAUGUUUUAAAAAACAUUCUUCAUGUCAUAUUAAUCUACCCCAGGGUUCAGAAAAUAAGUGCCUUAUUUUAUCAAAUUCCACCUCCUUUGAUUAGACUGCAAAGCCUGUGUUAGCUGGUGGAUCUUCUUUUGGCCCUGGUUGGUGUUCUAGCAAAAUGAAGUUAUGUCAUUUGGUCUGGUUUUUACAUGUGUUUUAUUUUGAUGCUCGUCCCAUGUGACUUCUCUCUUCUGUCCAUCAACAUUACCAGCUAAUUCUCAGAUAUUUUUUAUAAAGGUAUUUUCAUAUUGGCUUUUCAUAUGUACUACCUCAAGACCAUUUGAAAAGAAAGGUAAUAGUUUUUUAUUUGGAAUUUACUAAUUACCUUUAAAAUGUUAGCCAUUCAUACCAAAGGUGUACAAGGCUUUGUUGGUACUGUUGUCUUUUGCUUUUCAUUUUUGUCUUGAUAUUUUUGUUCUUUUUGGAUUGUUUCAUCACUUCGUAUUACCAUUUAUUACAUCCUUUUACUGCAUAUGUUAAUAGUAUGUACUCUUCAUUGACAAUACUCUGUGAAUGAGAAAAAUCUCAUUUUGUUUUUAUAAGUCAUAUAUAUAGAUGUUAUAUUGUUUGCACAUUUUCUGAUAUGAAUGAGAGAAAAAUUGAGAAUAAAAGUAACAAAACUUUUGCAGAAACAUUCUGCUGAAAUACACUGCAUAUUGUUCCUUACAUUUUAUGUGCAUACUAACAGGGGGUUUAGAAAAGGUAACAUCAACAAUUUUGUUUGCAAUAACUUUUUGAUUUGAUGUCAUGGAAUGAUAAAAUUUAACAUGCUCAAGAAAUUAUUUACAUAUUAUUUUGAGUUUUAAAUUUUGCCAAUGAGAUUUCCAUGAUUACUGAAUUCUUUUU
This is a messenger RNA of Arvicola amphibius (Eurasian water vole), 3036 nucleotides long. It is a transcript of the gene Pabpc4l, whose product is annotated as poly(A) binding protein cytoplasmic 4 like. Gene Ontology annotation, cellular component: cytosol; nucleus; ribonucleoprotein complex. The record is from RefSeq and is a predicted model, not a curated record. Lineage: Eukaryota; Metazoa; Chordata; Mammalia; Rodentia; Cricetidae. The transcript has a single exon. Gene Ontology annotation, molecular function: mRNA 3'-UTR binding; poly(U) RNA binding; poly(A) binding. The coding region runs from base 157 to 1269 and encodes 370 amino acids.